UAAUAAGUUACUACUUCUUGUUUCAGUAUGGCACGGACGUGGUGGUUGGGCGUGGCAGUGAUGAGCGUGAUGGUUGCAGUAGCUGUAGCCACCAUGAAAGAUAGGAAGGCGCGUAUCGUCUGCUACUUCUCCAACUGGGCCAUAUACAGACCUGGACUCGGCAGCUACGGCAUCAGCGACAUCCCUGUCGAAAAGUGUACACACAUUGUUUACUCUUUCGUCGGUGUCUCCAAUGUAACCUGGGAGAUCUUAGUGCUCGAUCCUGAGUUAGAUUUGGACAAGAAUGGUUUCCAAAACUUCACGAACCUGGCCAAAGCCAACCCCAACGUGAAUUCGAUGUUAGCGAUAGGAGGGUGGGGAGAAGGUGGCAAGAAGUAUUCCCAGAUGGUACAGAUCCCCGCGCGAAGGACCUCGCUCAUCGCCAGCGUCGUUGAAUACAUGAACCGCUUCGGAUUUGACGGCUUCGACUUGGACUGGGAGUAUCCCGGGGCCACCGACCGUGGUGGAACCUACAGUGACAAAGACGCCUUUAGAGACUUCGUGAAGGAACUGAGAGCAGCCUUCGACAAGGAAGGGAAAGGAUGGGAGAUCUCCAUGGCUGUUCCCGUCGCCAAGUUCAGACUUAGCGAGGGUUAUCACGUGCAAGAGCUGUGUUAGUGAGUAUUAGAAUAAAAACAACUC
Molecule: messenger RNA, 681 nt
Organism: Homarus americanus (American lobster)
Lineage: Eukaryota; Metazoa; Arthropoda; Malacostraca; Decapoda; Nephropidae
Product: endochitinase-like
Exons: 4
Coding region: 28-657 (209 amino acids)
Biological process (GO): carbohydrate metabolic process; chitin catabolic process
Cellular component (GO): extracellular region
Molecular function (GO): chitin binding; chitinase activity
Source: RefSeq, a predicted model, not a curated record